Engraulis encrasicolus (European anchovy) is the source of this 1470-nucleotide messenger RNA. It is a transcript of the gene rwdd2b, whose product is annotated as RWD domain containing 2B. Lineage: Eukaryota; Metazoa; Chordata; Actinopteri; Clupeiformes; Engraulidae. Gene Ontology annotation, molecular function: protein binding. Bases 393 to 1283 code for a protein of 296 amino acids. The record is from RefSeq and is a predicted model, not a curated record. The transcript is spliced from 4 exons.
AUGCAAUCUGGAUCAAUCGACUGUCUUUCAUGGUCUGCAGCAGUAUAUUGAACAUAUAUUUUACCGAUCACAACAAGUCUCUUUGGAUAUCGUAGGCUACUGUACACUCGUGGAAGAAGACAGCUGCCUCAAACUUUGGGAUUUUAUGUCCACAGCUAGCAAAUGCAGUGUGUCGCUCUAUUUCACUUAUAAGAUGCGGCUUUGAUAUUGACGUUGCCAUUGAUAGCAAUGCAUUGCAAACCAUGCUUCUGGUGUGUAGUUGUAAACAUGAUAGGUGUUAGCACACUACUGGGACAUGCAGUCGUGGCAUAUAUGUGCACUUUGUACACUGUCUAAUUGCAGCCUGUGUGAUAGACAUUUUCUUUCAAUUGUACAUUGUGUGCGCUGAAGAAAUGGCUUUGGAAGAAGCAGAGGCACAGCUCGCCGAGCUUGAACUUCUGACCAGCAUGUUUCCCAGUGAAGAAGAAUUUGUUGUCACAGAUCAACUGGCUUUUGCAGAACUCAGGGACUAUGUUGAGGGGGUGUCCAGUGUACCCCCACAGUCAAGACCUGACUUUUUAAUCAAACACAGAAUGGACACUGAAAGCACAAAGGAGGUGGAUGUGACCAUUUCGUGCACCUAUUUGUCAGACUACCCCAAAGUCCUUCCUGAGAUUUCUGUCAGGUGUGCACAGCUUAGUCGAGCUCAGCAAACGCAGCUGCACGCCGACCUCCAGGCCUACCUGCUGGAGAACUGCUGUGGAGAGGUGUGUUUGUUACCUGCAUUGGAAUGGGUCAAAGACAACGCCGGCCAGUACAUUGACAGGAGCACGCAAGCCACACUGCCUCCCAAGAGAGACACAGCAGCAGUUCCCACGCAGGAGAUGUUCACUCGCCUGUGGAUCUACAGCCAUCACAUCUACAACAAGGUCAAGAGGAAGAACAUUCUAGAAUGGUCUAAGGAACUCAAGCUGACGGGAUUCUGCAUGCCAGGCAAGCCUGGGGUUGUCUGUGUGGAGGGCCUAAGGACACUUUGUGACGAGUUUUGGGGCAGAGUGAAAGUGCUGACAUGGAAGCGGAUAAUGAUUCGCCAUCGAGAGGAUAUUCCUCUGGACACCGGCCAUUGUGACAGCCCAGACGAGAGCAUUGCCUCGCUCCGCAAGUUCACCGGGUUCGAGGAGGCUAUGUUUGAUCCCCAUGGAAACCGGGGAAAUCACAUGGACCUUGGGCAGCUGUACCAGUUCCUCAGCGAGAAGGGAUGCGGGGAGAUUUUCCAGUUGUACUUUGGGAUUGAGGGGAAAUAGCCAAGCCUUGCGCCAGUGGUGGUGUUGACUCCCAUGGUGCAGAUAAGGGUCUCUGGCUGUAGACUGUAAUCCUGUGGGGUCCUUCAGAAGGCAGUAAGGGCUUUGCUGUGCUCUACUGCACUGAUGGAUGUGGUGCUGCUCUAAAUUUUAAAAAAUAAAUUUAAAAUUAUAACGCAUAACACUUCCA